GCGGGAGUGAACAAUAUCAAUCCGAUGGGAGCAGGUGGAGGUGGUCCGCCAAAUAAUUCUAACAUGACCGGAGGAGGAGGUGGUGGCAAUAAUAACGGCAUGCAAGGUACUGGAGGUGACAUGUCCUCCCAGCAAGGUGGUAACAACAUGAUGAUGUCCAUGCCCUAUGCAAACAUGAUGAUGCCGUCAGCAGGAGGAAACCAAAUGGGAGGAGGAAACAACAUGAAUAUUAUGACAAUCAACCACAACUGCGUUUAUCACUUAUUUCCUUCGAACAUGAUGAUUGGUGAAUUCACUUAUUACAAUCCGAAAAAUGAUCAUGAGUGAGUAUCGGUCAAUUGGAGCUGCCCUAGGUGUGCUAACUAAACUUCCAAAAUGUCAGUCUUCAAAUUCGAUUUUUUAAAUUCCAUUGCAUCCUACUAAUCUUCGCUUUGCUAAUUGUACAUCUUUUUCUUCUACUAGCUUACUCGUCUAACAAAAGCAUGCCAACUAUGGGUGGUCCGAGCCAGCCGCCACCGCAGAACCCCAACAACAAUAUGAUGGGAAAUAACAUGAUGGGAAACAACGCUGGCAGUAACAAUAUGGGCGGAAACACCAAUCUUCCUCCUACUGGCAACAGCAAUCUCCCACCUACCACAAGUCAAGGGGGUCCCGGAGGAGUUGCUAAUGGAGGUCCUGCUAGUAUGAUGAACAAUUCGGGCGGAGUGAAUACCAUGGGCAACAUGAUGCAAAACAAUAAUAGUGGAGCUGGAGGCAAUACUACUGCUGCUGGCAACAUGAACAUGAUGGGCAUGGGCAAUAAUCAACAGAGAGGCGGUGGCAAUAACAUGAUGACCAACGCCGCUGGUGGCCAAAACAACAUGAUAGGCCAAAACAACAUGAUGGGCACGAUGGGCAUGCCAGGCACUAUAGGAGGAGGAACGAUGGGUGGCACUAUGGGCGGAGGAAAUGCGAAUCAGAUGGGAGGUGGACAAGUAGGAGGUCAAGCUGGGACGAUGGGUCAACAAGGCCAGCAAGGAACGACCAACAAUGUGGGUGGUCAGCAACAACCUGUUGGCACUAUCUCCACCAGCAACUUGUCCCAAAUGGCCAACUUGUCACAGAGCGAAAAGCUCGUAGCGACUUCCUCAGUCGGUUCUUCAACUAUAUCGCAAAGUGACGGUGGUCAGGGUGCUGGAAACUUCUGGCGACCUCCUGGUGGUAGCGGUAUGUUCUUUCCCGGAGGUUCUCAAAACCAGCAGAACAACAAUAUGCCUGGCGGCGCUGGUGCUUUCUACGCUCCUCCACAGAAUAAUAUGAACACUGGCGUUAAUUCCUUUGGCGGAGUCGGGGCAGGUGCUGGAGGUGCUUCUGGA
Messenger RNA from Amoebophrya sp. A25, 1355 nucleotides. NCBI's taxonomy places the organism in Eukaryota, Dinophyceae, Syndiniales, Amoebophryaceae. The record is from the annotation of a GenBank genome assembly.